UUGGGCUACGACUCCUUGCGAGAAGCUGAGCUGGGGCAACCAGGAGCCGAUGUGGCCCGUCUCCGCCUCAGCGCUCGGAGCCAUUCCAAGUGCAAGAAUCCAAUACCUGGCCAGGCACAAAAGGGACCUCUCAGCAAGGGAGGACCAGCGCAGGAAGGAAGAGGAGGUGGGCUUCGUCAGGAAGACCCAGCAUCCUUCCUCCGAGACGUCACAGUACGAAAACAUUGUCCGCUUGUCAACACCCAAAACCAGGGGCCCCGGCUCCCAGGAAGCAGGGCCUCCUCACACACCUCAGUGUGAGAAUAAUUGUCCGAUCUGGCACAUCGAUCCCAGAGUGAAAACUGCAGCGGUCACACCUCGACUGCUGCGGCUGUCAAACCCCAGGCCGAACCAUCAAGACUUCCAGAGCAACGGAGAGAGCGUUGGGCCCGCCGCGUCCAGAACGGCCCGCAUCUCUCGACGACUGGUCCAGCUCUCACUGCCCAGGCUGAAGGAGAGCAACAUCUGCUGCGGGCUUGGACGUCCGGAGGAAUCCGUCUGGACCGUUUCGAGGGCAGCGAGGAGAGCCACAGCAAGUGCCCGCGUCGAAAUGCUGGCAACACCGAAGCAGCUUUCCCAGGACUACGUCCCCCCGCGAGGACCAGGGCGGAGCCGAGGAACCGGCCUGUCCACCUGAUCUUCCCCCGGCGUCACGGCCAAGUCGGUGCUGAUCUAGUUUGCGCUCUUUGUGAAACUAAUUCCUGUCAGGCCAAACAUGCAACACUUUGAUGAUACGUCACGGUAAAAGUAAAAAUUAAAAUUAGGAUUUGAGCUUUGAAAUUAAUCUGAAGCGAUGUCAAAUACAUAUAGAUCUCGAUAAAGGCAGGCUCAACUCUUAUUUUGGUGCUUUACUUACACUGGCUUUCAA
Molecule: messenger RNA, 907 nt
Organism: Xiphias gladius (swordfish)
Lineage: Eukaryota; Metazoa; Chordata; Actinopteri; Istiophoriformes; Xiphiidae
Gene: spmap2l
Exons: 6
Coding region: 50-676 (208 amino acids)
Source: RefSeq, a predicted model, not a curated record